CUCCAAUCUCCACCCUCGCCGUUGAACCACGACACCCAACCUCAACACAGCAAACCCUCGGCGACCUUCCUCAUGCCUCCAGCCAAAGCCAAGAAACUCCGGCGGGCCGCGGCCGCGGCCGCCCCCCCAGAGAGAUCCCCGGCGCCCCCUCCGUCCGUGGCGGAGACCCCUCCCGCGGCCGCCUCCCCAGAGAGAUCCCCGGCGCCCCCUCCGGCUGUGGCGGAGACCCCUCCCGCGGCCGCCCCGCCAGAGACCUCUCCGGCGCCCCCUCCGGUUGCGGCGGAGACCACUCCCGCUGCCGCCCCGCCAGAGACCUCUCCGGCGCCCCCUCCGGUUGUGGCGGCGACCCCUCCCGAGUCGUCGGAGGCUAGUGUUACGGGGUUGCGGAGGAUGGUGGCGGGAACGACAAGAUGGCGGUGGAGGAUCUCGGUGAGGUGGAGCGUGAGGAGGCCACCGGGGCGGAGUCCGUAGAGGAGGAACCCGACGAGGAGGAGCCCGAGGAGGAGGACCCAGAGGAGUCGGAGGAGGUGGAGGAGGUGGAGGAGGAGGAGGAGGAGGAGGAGGAGGAGGACCCUGAUGCGGAGGAUGAUCCUGAGGACGUGGAGGAGGAUCCUGAGGACGUGGAGGAGGAUCCUGAGGACGCAGAGGAGGAAGCCGAUGCAGUCGAGGAUGAUGAGGAGGAUACGGUGCUGGCGGCUGGGCCGGAGAAGACGGUGACUGUGGAGGGCGGUGAUGAGGAGAAAGCGAUGGUGACCGUAUCCAAGGAGGGCGGCGGUGAAGUUACAGGGUUAGAGUCUGCCAUGGUAGAGGAGCCCGAGGAGGCUGCUAAUGUGGACGAUGGACAAGAAGAGGCAGAAGAGGAGGAAGCUGAGGAGGCAAUGGAAGAGGAUGCUACAGAGGUCCCGGGAGAUGGCGCCGCACCAGAUGACAUGAAUGAACUAUCUGAAGAAGAACAUGAAGAAUCUGGGCAUGAAGGUACACAUGGGAAUAACGAAGAGGAUGGUGUUGCCUGCCAGUUGAGUGUCCAUUCUGAGGCGCAGAAUGGUGAACUUGACUCCUCAUUGCCUACACUAGGUUCAGUUUCAGUGGGCAAUACUAAAGACUUGCAAGUAUUUCUUCAUGGAUUGCCUAAGGAUUGUGCUGAGAAAGACAUUACAGAGGUCUUUUCUCAAUUCGGAGAGAUUGAGUCUAUUAAAACAAUUAGAAAAAAGAACGGCAUUGCAUUCGUUCGUUAUAUGAGCACUGAAGCUGCAAAGAAGGCUCUUGCCGAAUUUAAGGAGGGAGCUGAGGUGACAGGGGGAAGGGUUAAAGUAUUAGCUUCUAGAGGUGAUAAUACCCUUUACCUUAGCAACAUCUGCAAGAGCUGGACAAAAGAGCAGGUGCGAACUUCCUUGAGAAGUAUCGGAAUCGAUGGAUUUGAUAUGAGUUUACCCGUUGAUCCUGAAACUGGAGGACAAAACCGAGGGAUUACUUUUCUCAAAUUUGCUUCGCCUGACAACGCCAAAGCUGCAUCUCAGCUGCUACAGCAACCGGAUGCAUUGAUUACCAUUGUUAAAAGUGUGAAGGAAUCUGCUCAAAUCCCUACAGAAUCAAGUCAGGAGCUUGCUAUGCUGCAGGUUAAAACAGUAUACCUCGAACAUGUUCCUCUUUCUUGGGAUAAGGGCAAAGUUAAAGAAUGUUGCAAAGCAUAUGGGGUGAUUCUGGAUGUUCACAUUUUAAAGAAGUCAAAAACGAAAACUUCUUUUGUCGAAUUCUCAUCCAGGAAGAGUGCAUUAGCUUGUGUGGAAGGAAUAAACAGUGCCAAUAUUGGUGGUGAAGUUAAGCUGGCUGCAAGUCUUGCUCGACCACGUCGGGAAAUGCAACUGGACAAGAAGAGUGCUAAAGGUGGGGUCAAGGUCAAUAGUGAUGCAACUUCUAAAGACACCAACAAUUCUAUUAAGAAAAAGAACCAGAAUAGGGAGGUCAGAGUGAAGAAGGAUUCACCACAUAAAUUGCGAAAAGGUGAUGUGAGCAAGCUGACCUCACAUGUUGAUGCGGAAGUACCACAAUCAUCCAACCCAUCUAAAGGCAAACGGAAAGCUGGAAAGACUGAAAAUACCGCUGUAAAUGAAAGGGCACCGAAGAGGGCACGGAAGAAUCGUGGUGUUCUGACAAAACCUUCCAACAGAACAUCUCAUGGUGGUUAUGCUAGAGUUCCCUAUGCAGGAGAAUCUUCUGGAAACAUUAAACGCCCUGUGGGACCUCGAUAUGUAACUGGCAACCAAUCUUACCCCAUUGCGGGCGCAUCUUCCAGAUCUAAACCAAAUGCUCGUGACCUGGAACCUCAUGCUGGAUACAUCCCUCCUACAAACCGUGUUCGUGCACCUGCAAAUCAUGUUCCAGUCACCUAUGUGUAUGAUCAUCCGAGAAGUGCACCAUCCACUAUCCAUCACAUUGACGGUCUUCCUUAUGCUAGAGAAGUAGCAGCUCCACCACCAGCCUAUGGGUACACAAGCAAUCCUCAAUACCAGGAUGGAUAUGCAUACGCCUACCUCCCCCCGCCUCAUCCAAGUGUAUCUUACCACUACCCAGGAACCGGCGCAUAUAGCCCUCGAAGGAGAUACUACUGACUAAAAUCCUAGUGCCAAGUCAAUGCUUUCAUCUCAUGUAAUACUACAAAUACAGAACGUUUGCAGUUUUCAGGGACCCUCAUGUUGUUUUGCUAGAUGGCUGACGCUGGAAAGAAGUAAAGUUCAGUUUUGUCGGCGCUUAGGUCUUCGGUUUAUAUUUGAAUGAAAGUGCAUCAUUAGGAGAA
This is a messenger RNA of Aegilops tauschii subsp. strangulata, 2794 nucleotides long. RefSeq lists its product as uncharacterized. The record is from RefSeq and is a predicted model, not a curated record. Lineage: Eukaryota; Viridiplantae; Streptophyta; Magnoliopsida; Poales; Poaceae. Gene Ontology annotation, molecular function: RNA binding.